AAAACCACUAAAUUUCCUUCGCAAGAUCAAGAGAUGAUGAUGCUUCGUACGGUGGUCCGCGCCCGGAAGCCCGUGGCGGCCUUCCGCGCCUUCUCGGCCGCGCCUGCCGAAGAGAAGCCUGACGACAGCGCCUUGAUGAAGGAGAUCCAGGAGACGCAGUGCGCGCGCCGCUACGACGUGCUCCCGCCGCACGCGUCGGCGUGGGAGAACCCGAUCGUCGGCGAGGUCUCGCUGCCGCACCCGAAGGAAUGCUCGGUCGUCAACUUUGUCGGCGAGUGGACGAAAGGCCGCAAGGCGAUCAUCUACAUGCCGUGCCGCAACCAGAUGCAAAGCGGCGACUACAACACGCACCACUGGGAGAUCCGCUUUGGCACGCGCCAGACGUGGCAGAACCCGCUCAUGGGCUGGACGAGCGGUGCCGACCCGAUGGACGCUAUGGUCAUGAAGUUCAACACGAAGGAAGAGGCCGUGGCCUUUGCGACGCGCCAGGGCUGGUCGACCGAAGUCAUGCCCGUCGCCGAGAAGGAGGACUUUGAGGGCAAGAUCGCGUACUCGCACAACUUUUUGCCCGUCGACGUCGAGAACAAGCUCAAGAAGUACGGCAAGAAGGCGUCGUCGCACUUUAAGCACGCCGCUGGCGGCCACAGCCACUGGGUCAAGACGCUCAAGUACAACGGCAACGGCGAGGUCGUGCAGCACGGCGGCGACAAGGAGUAUUAGAUUGAUGAUGGGGUGUUGCUGGCGCGGGUAAUAACAAACGAAAUACUCCUGCAUCGUACGAGACGUAACGGUUGCGCAUAACGUCUCUGCGAGCGAUGCGACGAACGGUCGUCUUGCUGAGUGCCAUGCUGGCGCAGCGCUGCGACGCCAGGAGCUGGCAAGAAACCAAGUCCCAUCUUCCGCCACCAUUGUGCCCAAUCUUGAGCACGAGAAUCCCGUGGGGAUCCGUGACCGUCACCGGCCGCGAGUCGGGUGCGACGGCUACGUAUUCGUGCGACGCUACGCAUGAGCUACUCGGCUCCUCGACGCGCACGUGCGAGAUGGGCGCCUGGUCUGGUGACGAGCCCUCGUGUCGGGUACGCUAUAGCACCAAAAUGGACAACUCGUACAAGCACGGCCACGCCGGGUACAAAAUCGGAGAGCUCUAAUCACACGCUCAAGGCGCUCUUGUUGGUCUCUCUACUUGUGUGUCAUUGCGUCCGUCAGUAAGACCGAUUUGCAUCUCGUG
Messenger RNA from Saprolegnia diclina VS20, 1228 nucleotides. RefSeq lists its product as hypothetical. The transcript is spliced from 2 exons. Gene Ontology annotation, biological process: electron transport chain. The record is from RefSeq and is a predicted model, not a curated record. NCBI's taxonomy places the organism in Eukaryota, Oomycota, Saprolegniomycetes, Saprolegniales, Saprolegniaceae. Bases 34 to 720 code for a protein of 228 amino acids.